Peronospora farinosa is the source of this 2643-nucleotide messenger RNA. Lineage: Eukaryota; Oomycota; Peronosporomycetes; Peronosporales; Peronosporaceae. The record is from the annotation of a GenBank genome assembly.
AUGCAGGAAGCAGCUUCAGACUUGGCUAUUUUAGCUACGACUACUCAAGGAUGGCGAUUUGUUAAUGAACGUAAUGGUGCAAUGCUUUACGAAAUGACAGGACGCAAUUUACCAUCAAAUGUUACGACAGCCAAGAAAUUUGGACGUGGAGCAGGUCAUUCAUCGGAUUAUUAUACUGUACGAGCAGUUACAACGGUACACACGGGUGUAGCUGCAAUGUUGGAUCUAUUGCAUUCCUCAACUACCGAUGAGUUUCGACUUGUUAUGAAACAAAUUUUUCAAGAGAAUUUUCAGAAUGGAGUCACGUUAGACAAGUUGACUUGUACUACUCCACCACCAUUUGCAGAAGACCCGGAUGCUGGAGCAGAAGGUGCAAGACGAAGUUACUCUGAGGACGACUCGUACUCGGUUAACUGGUUAACACUUAAAGCACAAGCCAAGCUAGACAAUGUGGAAAACAAUCGAGAUUUUACACUUGUUUGCUAUCAGGAUGCCUUCUCUCGGCACGACUCGGGGGUCUUGGAGCGCGUUGGACGGGGCUCAGUAAGGACCCGAUCGGACACGUUGAAUUUUCAACCACAGAGCAAAUUGGUUGGCGUGCAUGUACUCAGCAGCGUCAACUUUCAGGAUGUCCCGGAGUUGCCGAUUCCCGAUUGUAUGGACAGGCUGCACUUUCGGAAUUCCGGAUUCGUUAUUGAAGAGACUUCGGAGCCCAAUGUACUGAAACUUUCCUUGCUGCUGUCAUUAUUGCCGACCAAGGCGACGUUAAAAUAUGCUAGAAAGUAUCAACGUUGGCUGCAGACACUAGCGAGCUGUGUAAAUAAUUUGGCGCAGGUUAUGAGACCAGAGGUAACUUUGCAUUGUAUGAGUAAGCUCACGUGGAAGCAGAGUGAUCAUUGUUUCAUGUGUCUCAAGAUGUUCCGCACGUUCCGUCGGUGUCACCACUGUCGGUUCUGCGGCGAGGCAGUGUGUGGCGCCUGCUCCAGUAUGGUCAAUAUGGCCGGAUAUGAGGUUACAGACGGUAGCGGUAAUACCUUGGCUGCCAAUGCAGCUAACUCGCUAGCGAUAUCGCAACGUGGCGAGCCGAUAACCACAGACUUUAGUCAGACUGGAGAUGUUUGGCAAGUGUCCUCGAUGAAGAGUGUUUCUAGCAGCAGCAACGGAACGCGUAACUAUCGAGAGGCCCGAGGCUGCAGCGCCUGCGUUGCGGAUCUCCGUCAAGGUCUAGCGACCUCUGGCACUGUAAAGACACGGCGAUUCUCCGACUCUGGAAGCAAUUACAGCGGUGAGAAUAUGCAAGCUUCAUUGAGAAUUGAUCGGAGUAUCAGCAAUGAUGAUGAUGAAGUGAUCUCAUACGACAGCUCUGACGAUGUCAACUAUGAACGUCGUCUGGGCUCUAUAGCGACGUAUAUCCCAUCGCAAUGUGGUGUUGGUGCGAUGGUCGAGGAGGAUGGACGAUACAGUAUCAGCUUUCUAGGGGAUGAACCGCUAGAUGACUUUCCAGUCAUGUUUGAAGAACUGCAGGAUGAAUUUCCAGCAGUGGACGAGCCAGCUUCCUCGCGCUUCCGAAAUGUGUCUGAUCCAGACGAGCUACGUCGCAUGCGUAAUGUGUCGGACCCAGAUCUGCCACAGCGUCUUAAUGAUAAGCAUAGUAUGGUGUCGAUGUCUACAGCGAGCAGUUCAUUCUCACGUUCGUCUAACGAUCGUUACACCAACGACAACGCGUUGCAGCACUCGCGCGGCACCACGUCGGACGAUUUUUCGGCUUCCGAUCUCUCUCGUGACCCGGACAUCCUGGCUCUUGCCGGGCUAAAGCCUAGGCCGUCAGAUGACCAAUAUGAACCUGUUUCGAUACAGCGCCCGCCACUUACUCGCAAAAAAAGUUGCGAGCAGGUUCAUAAAUAUGAGGAGCCUGAAAUGGAAAAGGUGCUGGAACCAGGUUGUAAGACAAAGAGCUACGAGGCUUUUUCCACUGCGCGGCUUAGAAAUACUGGCGCUGAUGCUCGAUAUCGAAGCAACACAACCAGCACACGUGAUGAUUAUGCUGUAUCUCAAAGUAAUAUGCUUCGACCUGCAAAUCGUCUUCGGCACCGUAGUCAGACCAGCGCCUGGAAUCCCGCUGCAACUGCUCCAUUAUCCUCUACGACUUUAGCGGAGAACUCGAACGACAACCCAAACAACUUCGCAAAAUCUAGCAUGCACCCUGCUUUGAAUGGCUUCAAGCUAGAAGCUCGGUCGAACACGUCAGGUGACAGCAGCGGUCAAUUCCAGUUUUCAAGGAUGAAGAGUGAGCCAUCAACCACAGCGACUGCGGCCGUAGCAGCCGCAUUCGUAGGAUCAGCCACCUCAACAUCCGUACCCCAGCAAGACCAGGCCUUGUCCAGUCCGGAUAGCAGCAAACUUUAUAUGACUUCCUCAGCUAGACUAAAUUCCGUCUUGAGGCCUACGCACCAGAUGCAACGACUUCCAACUUCGGUUCCGGAAUACAGCACGGCAUCAGAAGACUUGGAUCGCAACGAUAUGAUUCCAUUGUCCCUCUCCGACCAGUCACCAGCAACUUUCGUUGUGUUCUCGGAGUCGAGGCGUGAAUCCAUUUUUAUGCGGGUAGACGAUGGUCAAGAUAUGAUCCCGCUUGAUUUUUAG